This is a messenger RNA of Rattus norvegicus (Norway rat), 1282 nucleotides long. RefSeq lists its product as uncharacterized. The record is from RefSeq and is a predicted model, not a curated record. Lineage: Eukaryota; Metazoa; Chordata; Mammalia; Rodentia; Muridae.
AGUUCCCAGUGACGUCGUCAGUAGACCCUUCCCUGAACAAUCUCUUGUAUCCAGGAGAGCCCUAGCAUCUUCUGUGAUGCCACAAGUGUUGUGGUGGCACCAACUGCCUGUGGGAUGUUCCUUCGGUGUCUCUAUGGUUCACUAAUUGACCUGUUGUCCAGGCUAAGCAGCCGUUUGUGAGAAAGAACAAAGAGCAUGAAGAGAUGAGAGUUGGGGAGAAGGAAGCUGCCCUCCUGUCUUGUUGUAAAAAAGGAAGAAAUAAAUGGUCCUUGGGAAAGCUCAGUGAGCUCUGGGCAAUGGGUGAGGAGGUUCCUUGAGGAGAGAGCCUUGAGCUGAGGCUUCCAGGGUUGUAAUCAACUCUCCCCAUCAAGAGCAUUGAUGACAUCUGAUGAAGCAGAGAGAAAUAUCUAACUCUGGAGGAGAAGUUGCCAAAGGAUAUUCCCUGGGUCACAGGAGAGGCUGCAGAAAAGGGCCCCAUAGAAAUUGGUUGCUUUUGGGAGAGCUGGGUAGCAGGUAGGCCAUAGAACUUCCCAGUGACAUCAUCAGUAAUGUCUUCCUUGGACAAUCUCUUGUAUCUAAGAGAGCACUAGAAUCUUCUGUGACGUCACCAGUGUUGUGGUGACACAAACUGCCUGUGGGAUUCCCUCGGUGCCUUUUGGGUUCACAAACAGGCAUGUUUCACCAGCUGCUCAAGCUAGUUCAGAAGGAGAGGGGAGAUCAAGGAGAGACCAGACCGAGGCAGAAGAAAGCUGGCCUCCUGUCUUGGUUUAUUCGGAAGGCAUCAUCAGAAAAUUUCAUCAGUAACCAUGAAAAGCGUAUAAAGAAUUUGGAGGAACUAAAAUCUGAAAUCCAGAAGUGUAAAUUCGAGCGGGAUGAACUUUCUCGAAUCCUGGACCUUUAUGUCAAUGAUGGUUUGAACUACAGGCUGAACAUUGAAUUGCCAAUGCUUAAAUCCCAACAUGAGAUGAGAACGAUGGAUAUGCAUAAGAUGACCAACUGGAUAAGUGAUGCCAUGGAGAAGUACAAGGAGCUCACACAAGAGAACAAUUCCUACCGCAUCAGAAACUUCCACCUCCUGAAUGAAUGCAAUGAAUUGAAGAAGAAUGUAAGGAUUUUGAUGAAUGAGAACAGAAAACUGCUGGUGGAGCAGACUGAACUGCAAGCAUCCUGUGAGGAGGGAAAGAGGUUCUGUGAGGAGGCCAGCAAGACCAUCUACACCACAGAUAUUGAAUCCUUGUGUCCUGUACUUUUGAGUAAAUCGAAUGUAUCCUUGUGAAUCAAA